This is a messenger RNA of Brassicogethes aeneus, 4174 nucleotides long. Lineage: Eukaryota; Metazoa; Arthropoda; Insecta; Coleoptera; Nitidulidae. The record is from the annotation of a GenBank genome assembly.
CUAAAAUUAAACACCGGGCUGGGUUACUAGGGACUAGUGACGUUUUUUCAUCAUGUCAGUGUGCUAUGGGGAACACACAUGUGAAACCCCAUCCCCGACCAAGAAACAAAAAGCAAGUGCACUGGAAAUCGGCAGAUCGCCCUUCCGCUCCUGGGAAGCCGCAGCUGAUAACAGAAAAUGAAGCAACACCCGAUCUGAUCACCAUUCGUUGGAGCAAGCCGACAAAAGAUGGCGGCUCUCCGAUAUCGGGAUACUUGGUUGAGCACCGUCGAACGGGUUCUCCGCAUUGGGUCCGGGCCACCCCGCUUAUGGUCCCGUUUCCCGAACUGACAGUCAGCGGAUUAGAACCCGGAUGGCGAUACCAAUUCAGAGUGAGCGCCGAAAACGCGGUGGGUCUUUCGGACCCCGGCGAACUUUCUGAACCUAUUACGGUGACCUUGCAAAGAUCUGCCAUUACUGCUCCCAGAUUCACGCAGGAGCUGCAGAAUGCCACGGCGUUGGAGAACGAGAAGGUGGAAUUUACUGUGCACUUUUUGGGGCAACCUGCUCCGAAAGUGUGCUGGUUUAAGGAUGGAUUCGAAAUAUUUAGCAGCAGGAGGAUAAGAAUCCUUACCGAACACGAUAAAAGUAUACUUACCAUACACCAAAGUGCUUUGGGAGAUGAGGGCGAAAUUAAGUGUACUGCUACUAAUAGAGCGGGACAUGUUUCCACUAAAGCGAAGCUCAGUUUGGAGGCUCCUCCAGCCAUUCGGCUACCCAGACAAUAUGAGGAAGGAUUGCUAUUCGAAAUAGGCGAAAUGAUACGACUUAAGGUCCAAGUAGCUGGACGUCCGACUCCAUUGGUAUUCUGGUGCCAUGAUGGAGAAACAAUACAGACAAACGAUCGAUAUGAAUUAGAAUAUGACGAUAAAUGCUCAAUAUUAAAGAUAAAUGAAGCCAGAAGGACUGAUCGUGGCGAAUACCAAAUAAAAGCAGUCAACAAGCUUGGAGAAGACCACGCUUCAUUUUUAGUUACUGUUACUGAUAAACCGUCUCCACCUGGAAAGGCAAGAGUAGUAAUGACUUUGGGAAGGUCGGUGACGCUUUCCUGGAGUUUACCAAAUGACGAUGGUGGUUGUAAAAUAGGAAACUACAUCGUUGAAUACUACAGAGUGGGGUGGAAUGUGUGGCUAAAGGCUGCAACAAGUCGUCAGCUUACCACAAUGCUUGGUGACUUAAUCGAGGGUAGCGAGUACAAGUUUAGAAUAAAAGCAGAAAGUCCUUAUGGCAUUAGCGAUCCCAGCGAAGAAACCGACGUAGUUUUUAUUCCCGACCCCAAAAGAGGUAUAACCCAACCAAUUCAAUCCAGAGGCCGUAGUCAACCCAGAGAUAUAUUGGAUGAUAUAUCUGCUCCUGUUGCAGCCAAACGCAAAAAUAAACCAAGAUCUCAGUCAUCUAGUAGAGCAGAAGAAAGGCAAGAUGAAUAUGGACUUCAAAAUUCAAUAUCAAAUGCAGGUAUUCCUAGGAGACCCGAUAGAUUAAAAAUAAAAAGUCCUCCAAAAACCCCAGAUUCAUCUCCGAUGCCAACAAGAAAGGCAAUGGAUACCUCGAUAAACAGAGCAAUGUUUGAUCGAUCUUCAAUGGCCAGAGAACUGGCUUAUGGCAGUCCUGAAAUUAAAGUUAAAAAGGAACUUAACGCUCCCGAUUACAUAUUAAACUAUUCUAGCUCAGAAAAAUCAAAAUCUCCCAGUCCUGUUCAGAGCAAUCAAAGUGUUUCUGAGCCAAAUCCAGAAAGAUCUAGAUCGGUAAGUUUUUCAUCUCAAAAAAGUCGUUCACCGAGUCCAGCACCUCCAAGAACCAAGUCGCCAAGGGAAAAUCACGAGAACUUUACUGGAAGUUCAGAAUUUAUGUUAGUUUUAUAUCCUGAUGAAAACGAGAAAGGUGCAGGAAUAGCUUCUGAAUUUUCAUUUGACUUUGACGAAAACUCUAUACCGCCACCAAUGUCACUAUCAGCUCCCGAAUUAAGCAAAGAACCUCCAGAAAUGCUGUUUAAUCUGAGAAACUCGGCAAGUAGCACGGAACUCCUUCACGAAAGAGCCUUAAUGAGAUUCUAUCAAGCUGCUGAAGCUGAAGAAGCUGAAUUAGAGAGAAAACGAAUGGCCAGCGAAAACAAAAGAAAUAGUGUGGAUAUUCCAAAAAUACAGAUUAACAAUAAGGAUAAUCAAAAGGUUGUGGGUCUCGAAAAAAAGCAUUCAUUGCGAAGAAAAUCAGCUGGAAUCACUCAUGAACAGGCUUUGAUGGUACAAAGAAGACACAGUCUUCGAUCACCAAGUGAGUUAAAGGAAGUUUUACCGCCAAAUAAUUUACAAAAAUAUUCUCCUGAAGAUAAAAGAGAACUGAUGAUGCUUCGGCAAAGAUCCGAGUCUGAAGAAAAGGAAGAAGAAGAGUUCGAAAGAAUACGAAAAAAAAUGCAGGACAAGGUGAAGUUUGAAAAAAAAGUUGUCCGUGUAGCCGACAUGGAAAAAUGGAGCGAUGAUUACGAAGAAAGUACUGACGAGGAAGAAGAUAAAGAAAUUGAUUCAUCAGAUGAAAGCAAAUCCAGGGAAACCGUAUACCAUUUAUACGAUUUUUCUGAUAGUGAAGAAGAGCCUUAUCAUCCCCCUGGUAGGGCAAACGCGAAUGAUAAUGAACCAUUUGAAAUUUUAACAAAACGUAAAAAUUUGCCAGAUCCAAAUUUUGUACCCAAACCUAUUUUAAAGAAAAAGGACCACGAGGAUAAUAUCCAAUAUGAUUUAAUACAACCAGAAAUAAAAAAGAAGAAAAAACGAUCUCAUUCGCCAAUGCCUCCUGAUGCAGUACAACGCGAGAGAUCCCAAUCUUUAGUAGAACAACUAUUGGAUCCACUAACAGACAAAAUGUUCAGAAAUAAGAAGAAUGGCGAGAAAAAGGAAGCAAAGGCAAGGCAACGGUCUUUAUCUUUGAUACUCAAAAACAAUGAAAAAUUACAAUCGCUGGAAAAAAUCAAUGAGGAAGAGAAAGUAUUACCAACGCAUAAUAUUAAAGCCGCUACUGCAUUUUCUACAAUAGCUGCGGCUGGCAUUAUAAUUCCUCAAAAAUUAUUGGAAAAGAAACAGGAUAAUGAAGAGGCCAAGGUGGUAAUAGAUCAUUACGGUGACAUAAUACGGACGGCAAGUUUAAAGAAAAAAGUCAAUCAACCGACAAAAAUCCAUUAUGAAACAGAAACUUUGUAUACAGCCACUGAAUGUAUAGAGCCUUCCAUAGAAAGUCAGUUACAAACAGUCGAAGUUGUAGACAUUAUAAUACCUAAGGCAGUAAAUACAUUUGAGCCUGAAAAGAAGUUAUUUAGUAGACGAGACAUAACAAAUGAGAAAGUAGAUAGUAACAUUGCAAAGGAACAAGGUAAAAGAAAAGUUUCUGCAUCGCCAAUGAAGAAAUCUAAAAGGACACCAAGUCAAAGUCCUGGGAGAAGAAGUUCUUUAACCACAAGAAGAUCAAAAUCAAAAUCUCCAGUUAGAAAUGAAAACUGGAGUACUCUUAGAAGUCCGCCUGAAAAACCUAAAAGAAAAACGUCUCCCUCGCCAAUGAGAAAAGAUAUUAAGAAAAAGUCAUCGUCACCCCAUCUGAACAGACGGAAAAUAUCAAGAUCACCAUCACCAUCACCAUCAAGGAGCAGAACUAACUCUUAUUCUCGCCCUAGACCAUUACUCAAAGAAAUUAUGACCCAAACUUCAGUAGGAUUAGAAUCAUUUUCAGAUGAAUUCAGAUCAGCGACUCCCCUAAAAUAUCUAAAACAGGAAGAACUGAUUGCAAGAGCAGAAAUAAAAGUUAAAAGUGUGAUGGAUUACAUUACAGAUUUGUCAAUGUUUAUGGUAGCUUGUUGGUUGUAUUUAUUUAAAAAUGAACUUUUUGCCAUACCCGUUUUGGUGGUAAUGAUUUACAGACAAUUGACUGAUGAAAUUAAAAGAAGGAUGCCAAAAAGAUGGCUUCCAAUAUGGAUGAGUAAAAUAUUUGCUAGGAAGAAAUUAGAUUAGGUAUAAAGUUGUUACAAUAUUAUUAACUUAACUUGUUAUUUUAAAUGUAUUGCUAUUUAUUUGGUAACUUAAAUAUAAAUCUAAUGAUGUUAUUGUAUAUAAUAAAAAGUUGUUGAUUUGUAUUAUUUGUAUAAACAUAAAAA